Suillus fuscotomentosus is the source of this 381-nucleotide messenger RNA. RefSeq lists its product as uncharacterized. The transcript is spliced from 5 exons. The record is from RefSeq and is a predicted model, not a curated record. The coding region runs from base 1 to 381 and encodes 126 amino acids. NCBI's taxonomy places the organism in Eukaryota, Fungi, Basidiomycota, Agaricomycetes, Boletales, Suillaceae.
AUGACGUCGAGCUUCACUUUAAUCGUUUUUUUUCUACUAUCUCAUGUAGAAGAUCUCCAGACAACACUCACGUACCUCGACAAAUAUCCGAAGGUAGGAUAUCAGUUAGCCCGACUAUACGUGAAAGUUAACGUUCACCUUGUUUCCCUUAGAAUCGACAGUGUCCUCAGCCGAUUGGAUAGCAUCAACGCUGGUGCCGUCACGUUGUUAAACGUUCUCAAAAGACCUAAAAUGACCAAGCAGAACCGUUCUAGUCAAGGAUGUUGCGCUUUCAUUAGUAUCAAGCUUUUCGACAUCCAAAAUGUUACACCAAAAGCUGUCGAUUUCGGGCUGCGCAUCCGAGGUAGUGACUGUGCUAUGACGGGCGUGCUACUACAUUGA